Molecule: messenger RNA, 819 nt
Organism: Paramuricea clavata
Lineage: Eukaryota; Metazoa; Cnidaria; Anthozoa; Malacalcyonacea; Plexauridae
Source: the annotation of a GenBank genome assembly
AUGGAAAAACUAUUCAGAAACCAGAAGUUGAAUGUUAGUGUAAGAUUCAUUAAGAAAGGUGAGGACGUACUGUUUUACGCAAAGUAUGUGGCGGAGUCUCUGGGGUACGCAGAUCCGGGAAAAGCAGUUAGGAAACUAGUCAGGAAACAAAAUAAGGUAAGCGUAUACGAGCUACGCAAGGGGGGCGAUUCGCCCCCCUUCGAAAGUGAUCACCCACAGACAAUUCUACUGUACGAACCUGGUUUGUAUCAACUAAUAUUCAACUCAAGACUCCCAAUAGCGGAAGCGUUUCAGGAUUGGGUAUUCAGGGAAGUCCUUCCAUCUAUACGCAAAACGGGCUCAUAUGAGUUACCAGAUAGAAGGUCACUUAGAUAUAACCAAAUGAUUCUUAUAAACGAAACGGACCUUCAUAAUAUAGUUGUGAGUUACAUUAGAGAUAACCACCUAGAGGCUGUAAUAGUACCUGGCUUAGGUGAGUACCAGGACACUGUGCAAAAGAGAUGUGAUGCCUGGAAGAAGGGAUAUAAAGGUGGCCAGCCUGAUCUUAUUAUAGAGAAUCCUAUGGGAAAGUAUAAAGGAUUUGCCAUUGAAUUUAAGUCUCCUAAGGGCACCGGGAUUACAAGUGAGAAGCAAGCAUUAUGGCUUGAAAGACUGAGGAAAAUAGGAUACGCAACAAUGAUAUCGGACGACCUAGUGAAAACUUGUAUUAGAAUUAACGAGUACUUCUCACUCGAGAAAAGGGUAAGGAAAGUUGCAGCGAAAAAUACAGUUUGCGAUGUAAAGCUGUACAGACCAAAGUUCAAAUCACACAAGUACUAG